Phycodurus eques (leafy seadragon) is the source of this 1023-nucleotide messenger RNA. It is a transcript of the gene acmsd, whose product is annotated as aminocarboxymuconate semialdehyde decarboxylase. The record is from RefSeq and is a predicted model, not a curated record. Gene Ontology annotation, cellular component: cytoplasm; cytosol. Gene Ontology annotation, biological process: secondary metabolic process. Bases 1 to 1023 code for a protein of 340 amino acids. The transcript is spliced from 10 exons. Gene Ontology annotation, molecular function: hydrolase activity; carboxy-lyase activity. NCBI's taxonomy places the organism in Eukaryota, Metazoa, Chordata, Actinopteri, Syngnathiformes, Syngnathidae.
AUGUCCAAAAGGAUGAAGGUUGAUAUACAUAAUCAUAUUUUACCAAAGGAAUGGCCUGAUUUGAAGAAGAGGUACGGCUAUGAUGGCUUCGUCCAGCUUCACCAUCACUGCAAGGGUGAAGCGAAGAUGAUGAAGGACGGUAAGCUGUUUCGUGUGAUUCAAGAAAAUUGCUGGGAUGCAAGCGCGCGGAUACGAGACAUGGAUCGAUAUGGUGUCACAGUUCAAGCCCUUUCCACUGUCCCUGUGAUGUUCAGCUACUGGGCCAAACCGCAUGACACCCUGGAUCUAUGUGUCCUUUUGAAUGACGAUUUGGCGCAGACGGUGUGCAGCCACCCCAAAAGAUUCGUGGGCCUGGGAACGCUGCCCAUGCAAGCCCCCGACCUGGCCGUGCUGGAAAUGCGGCGUUGCGUAAGGGAACUGGGUUUCCCGGGGGUGCAGAUUGGCUCACAUAUAAACAACUGGGACCUCAGUGCAGCUGACCUUUAUCCCUUCUAUGCUGAAGCUGAAGAGCUGAAUUGCUCCAUUUUUGUACACCCCUGGGACAUGCAGACGGAUGGGAGGAUGGCUAAGUAUUGGCUGCCCUGGCUGGUGGGCAUGCCAACAGAGACGACAAUGGCUAUUUGCUCAAUGAUUUUUGGAGGUGUCUUGGAGAGAUUUCCAAAAUUGAAGGUCUGCUUUGCUCACGGAGGAGGCUCCUUCCCCUUCACCGUUGGUAGAAUUGAACACGGGCACAAAGUUCGGCCUGACUUGUGCGCUGUAGACAACGAGUCCAAUCCCCGCAAAUACCUCGGUUCUUUUUACACUGACUCCCUCGUUCAUGAUCCUGUUUCCCUGAAGCUACUGACUGAUGUUAUUGGAAAAGAUAAAGUGAUGCUUGGAACGGAUUACCCAUUCCCACUGGGCGAGCUCCAACCCGGAUCUCUCAUUGAGUCAAUGGAAGAAUUUGACGAAACACUAAAGGAUAAGCUGUUGGCUGGAAAUGCACUGGAAUUUCUGGGCCUCAAAAAAGUACAAUUUGACUAA